ACAAAGGGAGACUCAGAAGAAGUGAGAAGGUACAGUCAUGGCCAUGGCUGCAUCUUCCAAUUCAGAAGCAGAAUCAGCAUCAGACAUAUCCAACUUGUUCAAACCCAUAUACCUGAAAGACGUGCCUCACCUCAGCCACUAUGUUCCGAACCUCCAAACACGCCCUAACCCGCUGGAUCACAACCCCUACUUUAACACCCGCCAUCUGCGAGAUCAUGGUUUCUACCUUACUCAUUCCGACCUCGUACUACGCCAUAUCGGAAACGACCCCUCUCCCUUGCCCCGCUUCGCCUACCACCGCGCCGGUCCCCGCAAGCUCAUCUACUUUGACCCUUCGCUUGUCCGCGUCGGCAUUGUCACCUGCGGGGGUCUCUGCCCCGGCCUUAACACCGUCAUCAGAGAGCUUGUGAUGGGUUUGUGGCACCUCUAUGACGUCCGUCAUAUUAUGGGCAUCACUGCUGGGUACAGAGGGUUUUACUCCUCCGAGCCACUCCCCCUCAACCCCAAAGUUGUUCAACAUUGGCACAACGUCGGUGGCACACUCCUCCAGACAUCCAGAGGCGGUUUUCACCUCAAUGAUAUCGUCGACGCCAUCCAAAAUCACGCCUUCAAUCAGGUGUACAUUAUAGGAGGAGAUGGGACUAUGAGAGGUGCAGUGAAGAUAUUUGAAGAAAUACGGCGUCGCAAACUGGAAGUCGCAGUUGUUGGAAUUCCUAAAACUGUGGAUAAUGAUGUGGGAAUAAUUGACAAAUCUUUUGGAUUCCAAACAGCUGUUGAAAUGGCUCAGCAAGCAAUCAGUGCUGCUCAUGUGGAGGCGGAGAGUGCAGUGAACGGCAUAGGCCUGGUCAAGUUGAUGGGUCGAAGCACAGGUCACAUUGCUCUACAUGCAACACUCAGUAGCCGCGAUGUUGAUUGCUGUCUAAUUCCCGAAAUAGAUUUCUAUUUGGAAGGGAAAGGAGGGCUUUUUGAGUUUCUUGACCAGAGACUUAAGGAAAAUGGACAUGCCGUGAUUGUGGUUGCUGAGGGUGCUGGCCAGGACAUAAUCCCCAGAACUGAUUCGCAGAAGGAAGAACAAGAUGAAUCAGGGAACUUGGUCUUCUUAGACGUUGGUGCAUGGUUGAAAUCAGAGCUAAAUAACUGGUGGGCAAGGGACCACCCCCAUGAGUUAUUUACGGUGAAGUACAUUGAUCCUACAUACAUGAUUCGUGCAGUCCACGCAAAUGCCUCUGAUAACUUGUAUUGUACACUCCUAGCACACUCUGCAAUUCACGGUGUUAUGGCAGGGUAUACUGGCUUUGUAACUGGUCCUAUUAAUGGAAACUAUGCAUACAUUCCUUUGGAGGAUGUGGCGCAAGCAAAUAACCCGGUUGAUACCAAAGAUCAUAAAUGGUCGUGGGUGAGAUCUAUCACCAACCAACCUGAUUUUGUAAGGAGGUAGACACAGACACAACAUCAAAGUUUUCAAUGACCUGGUGAUCCCGUUCGUAGCCGAUUGACAUGUUCUGAUGUCAACAGUUACAGGUUUAUGCCAUAAUCUUCCUAUUGCCUGAAGAGUCUUGGUAAAAGAUGGAUGGGGAGAUCAUGUGCAAAUUAGUGUGAUUUGUGCAUACUCUGUAACACUAGUUUUUAUGUUGGAAUUUAAUUAUAUGUCAAUGUAGCAACUUCCUUUAUACUU
Vigna umbellata (rice bean) is the source of this 1675-nucleotide messenger RNA. RefSeq names its product phosphofructokinase 2 (gene PFK2). The record is from RefSeq and is a predicted model, not a curated record. Gene Ontology annotation, molecular function: 6-phosphofructokinase activity; ATP binding. Gene Ontology annotation, biological process: glycolytic process; fructose 6-phosphate metabolic process. NCBI's taxonomy places the organism in Eukaryota, Viridiplantae, Streptophyta, Magnoliopsida, Fabales, Fabaceae.